CCAGGAAAAGCCAGAAAUCGAUCAUUGUUUUUCGUUUAUCAGAACGACUUGUCUGUGCAUUCUUGCGUGCUUCAAAGCAAACGAAUAGAGUUUGGAGUAAAUUGCAAAGUAGGUAAACCACUUUAGAGCUUCAUGGACAAAUUAAAAAAAGUUCUCAGCGGACAAGAUGGCUCUAGUACAGACGAUAACAACGGCAGCGUGUUACAGGCCGUGAGUGACGCGUCCACACUCAGCUGGGGCGCGCGCAUGAAGGGCUUCCUCAUUUGUUUCGUCCUCGGCGUGCUGUGCUCCAUACUGGGCACAUGUCUACUCUGGCUGCCUGGUGCAGGAUUGGCGGUGUUCGCGGUGCUGUACACUGGAGGCAACUUCGCAUCACUCGCCAGCACCAUGUUCCUGAUGGGUCCUCUAAACCAGCUGAAGAGGAUGUGUGAGAAGACCAGAGCACUGGCUACAGCCAUCAUGCUGACAUGUCUUGUGUUGACCCUUUGUGCUGCAUUUUGGUGGAAGAACAACGGGCUGGCUCUGCUUUUCUGUGUGCUGCAGUUCCUGGCCUUCGCCUGGUACAGCCUGUCCUACAUUCCGUUUGCCAGGGACGCGGUGAUGAAGGUCUUCUCUGCGUGCCUCAACUGAGGGGUGUGUUAUGAAGUGUGUGUGUGUGGACGCGACGCAACGCACGCAGUGGACUGUGUUGUAGAGUGUGUGUGUGUAUGUGGAUGGCGAGGAGUGUGAUAGAAGUAUGUGAUGUGGUGUGGAGUGUGUGUGACUGUGUGUUAGUAUGUGGAGGGGCCAUGUGACAGACAGGUGAUGUGGAGUGGUGUAUGUGUGUGCGUUUGUGUGUGUGUGUGUGUGUCGGUGGUGAGGAGAGUGUGUGUGUACUUGUAGUGUAGGGUGUGUGUGUGUGGCGUGUGUGUAGGUUUUGGGGACGCCAGGGGACAUGACAGGUUCUAGAGUCCCCGAGUG
Molecule: messenger RNA, 960 nt
Organism: Engraulis encrasicolus (European anchovy)
Lineage: Eukaryota; Metazoa; Chordata; Actinopteri; Clupeiformes; Engraulidae
Gene: sft2d2b
Product: SFT2 domain containing 2b
Exons: 8
Coding region: 133-630 (165 amino acids)
Biological process (GO): vesicle-mediated transport
Cellular component (GO): membrane
Source: RefSeq, a predicted model, not a curated record